This is a messenger RNA of Monodelphis domestica (gray short-tailed opossum), 5000 nucleotides long. RefSeq lists its product as uncharacterized. Gene Ontology annotation, molecular function: RNA polymerase II cis-regulatory region sequence-specific DNA binding; DNA-binding transcription factor activity, RNA polymerase II-specific. Gene Ontology annotation, biological process: regulation of transcription by RNA polymerase II. The record is from RefSeq and is a predicted model, not a curated record. Lineage: Eukaryota; Metazoa; Chordata; Mammalia; Didelphimorphia; Didelphidae.
CAGGCUUGGCUACUGGAAGUCUCACCUAUGUGCUUCUUGGACCCUUGCUGGGUUAGAGGGGGAGGGGAGGGAGUCAGUGAGUGGCGGCGCUCCGGGCUUCCCGCUCUGGCAGCUGAGACUUUCUCCUCCCUAACUUUUGGGGACCGGGAAGACCCGGGUGGACCCGUUCCUGCUUACUGAGCUGGGAGGGGGGACGCGUGUGCGCAUGUUCGCUGAGAGAGGGGGAGUAGGAGCCACUUGUAAGGGCUUGUGGUGGGGGGAGGGGCUGUCCGUCAACUUAAAGUUCCCCAGAAAAAGGGACAAACCCGGAAGUGCCUGGUCAGGCCGGAGGCUCGGUUUGUCUCCUGAGCUUUGGCUGCGCUUUGUCUCCCCUCCCCAAGGGAAGCCAGGAGGCAGCUAGGGGCGGGGCUGCUCCGGCCUCUUCACCAGAGUCAGGUCAGAACACACCCGGGGAGAAGCAACCCUCCGGAGUCUGUCAGAGGGCAGCGGGGCUGCCCGUACCCACAUGCCGGGGAAGGAAAUGCCAGCCCGCUCUCCCCGCCCCCACCUGAUUCCCCUCCGCCAUUCCACCGGAAGCCCCCCUUCAGUCUCCCCGAAUCCAACCAGUGCAGUUUCUGAAUAGAAGGAAGCCAACCAUGACGUCAGAGGGGGCGGGGCGUCUUCCGGGCCAUCCCGUGCCCUUCCCAGUCUGAGGCUCCCAGGUCCCCUCUGAGACCGGGGAUCCCCUGGGAGCCCCUCUGAGCCCUCCACCUCUCCCCCUCCCCCCAGACGCACACAGAGCACGUCUCCCCCCUCAGGGCUGCCACCCCGGAAGCACCCCAGGGUGGCCAGCGGGAAUGGCCCCCGGCACCCCGAGGGCCCCCUCCCAGGGAUCAGUAACACUCAAGGAUGUCACUGUGGACUUCACCCAGGAAGAAUGGAUGCUGUUGGACCAUUCUCAGAAAGGGCUGUACCUGGAGGUCAUGCUGGAGAAUGUGCAGAAUCUACACUCUGUGGGGCUUCUAGUUCCUAGAGAAAAUUUUAUCUCCUGUUUUCAGCAAGGGGAAGUACCAUGGCUGUUAGAGCAAGAAUGUCCAAGGAGCUCCUGUCCAGAGGGAAAAAGUAAUUUUGAAGUGAAGGAGAUGUUUGAAAAGUUGAGCCAUUGUGUGGAAGUAUGUGGCCCUCAAAGAUUCAUGACUGAGGUUCCUUGCGACUUUAUUUUGAGAGAAAUCUGUGACUCUAAUAUGAAGGUAAAUAAAAAUCUAAAGAGUGACUGUGAAUUUGAUGAAACUGCAGAGAAAUUCAGCCAAUAUUCAGUGCCAAAUCGGUAUACAAAAUUGACCUCGGAGAAUGAGUGUUGUCAGGAUAGUAAAUCCAGCAAAUGCUUUCCUGAAGGACUUAUUCAUUCCUCUGAUAAAUCUCCUGAAAUGCCCAUGUAUAAAGGCAACUUAGGGAGAAUGGCCUUUGGCUGGCAUUUAGAACUCAUUAAACAUCCAAAAAGUAAACCUGUAAAGAUGCUUUGUGUGAGUAAUAAAGUUAGGAGACCUUUUAGUCAGAACUCUGAGAUUGCUGUACAUCAAAUAAUCCAGUGUGGAGAGAAACCUCAUGAAUGUAAGCAAUGUGGAAAGACUUUUACAAAGAGGGGCCAUCUUGCUUCUCAUCAGAGGAUCCACACUGGAGAAAAACCCUAUGAAUGUAAAUAUAGUGGAAAGGCUUUCAGAGAGAUGAACAAUCUUGUUUCACAUCAGAGAGUCCAUGCUGGAGAGAAACAUUAUGUAUGUACACAGUGUGGAAGGACUUUCACAGAAGGGAGCAAUCUUGCUAAACAUCAGAGAAUCCAUACUGGAGAGAAACCAUAUGGAUGUACAGAGUGUGGAAAGGCUUUCACAAAAAGGAGCAGUCUUGCUAUGCAUCAGAGACUCCACACUAGAGAGAAAUCUUAUGAAUGUAAACAGUGUGGGAAAGCUUUCAUCAGUAGUUCUCAUCUUUUAAGACAUCAGAGAAUCCACACUAGAGACAAACCUUAUGAAUGUAAAGAGUGUGGAAAGGCUUUCACAGAGAAGGGCUCUCUUGUUAGACAUCAGAGAAUCCACACUGGAGAGAAACUUUAUGAAUGUAAACAGUGUGGAAAAGUUUUCACAAAUAGUUCCUAUCUUUUUCGACAUCAGCGAAUCCACACUGGAGAGAAACCUUAUGAAUGUAAACAGUGUGGAAAAGCUUUCACGACAAGAUACCAUCUUGUUAGACAUCAGAGAAUCCACACGGGAGAGAAAUCUUUUGAAUGUAAACAGUGUGGAAAGACUUUAACAGAGAGGCGCUCUCUUGUUGCACAUCAGAGAAUCCACACUGGAGAAAAACCAUAUAAAUGUAAUUACUGUGGAAAGGCUUUCAGACUUAGGAGCAGUUUUGCUAUACAUCAGAGAAUCCACACUGGAGAGAAACCUUAUGAAUGUAAACACUGUGGAAAGGCUUUCACACAGAGGCCCUCUCUUACUAAUCAUCAGAGAAUCCACUCUGGAGAGAAACCUUAUGGAUGUAAACAGUGUGGAAAGGCUUUCACAGAUAGUCGCUCUCUUACUGUACAUCAGAGAAUCCACACUGGAGAGAAACCGUAUGAAUGUAAACAGUGUGGAAAAGCUUUCACAACGAGGUCCCAGCUUGUUAGACAUCAAAGAAUCCACACUGGAGAGAAACCUUUUGAAUGUAAACAUUGUGGAAAGGCUUUUAUAGAUAGUGGCUCUCUUACUAAACAUCAGAGGAACCACACAGAAGAGAAACCCUAUGAAUGUAAACAUUGUUGGAAGGCUUUCAAACAGAAGACCUCUCUUGUUGUACAUCAGAGAAUCCACACUGGAGAAAAACCCUACAAGUGUAAACACUGUGGAAAGGCUUUCAGACAGAGGAGCACUCUUGUUGUACAUCAGAGAAUCCACACUGGAGAGAAACCUUAUGAAUGUAAACAGUGUGGAAAAACUUUCACAAAAAGGUUCCAGCUUGCUAUACACCAGAGAAUCCACAGUGGAGAGAAAAGUUAUAAAUGUAAACUGUGUGGAAAAGCUUUCACAAAUAGGUCUAAUCUUGUUAGACAUCAGAGAAUCCACACAGGAGAGAAACCUUAUGAAUGUAAACAGUGUGGAAAGAUUUUCACAUGGAAGGGCUCUCUUAAUCAAAAUCAGAGGAUUCAUACUGGAGAGAAACAUUUUUGUGUGGAUUGAAAAAUUUGUGCUAUUCUCAAGAUAACAGUUAUUAAUGCUUAAGUUAGUAAACCUGGUCUCUACUCUUUCCUGACCUCCCCCAUCAAGCUCCCAUGAAGACAAGAUUAACUCACCCUCCAUCUUUCUCCUUGUAGGACAAAAACUUUAUAGCCUGUAAAUGUUUGGGCUUUUCUUAGACCCUCACAUACCACAUGAUCAAAUCUUAAGGACUCUUUUGUCUUAUAAAUUCUUCCACUUGAAUCAAAGGCUUCCUCCAAGUAGUCAAGCUCGAUGGCUGGAAUGAUACUAUAUACCUAUUGUAAAACUUCAGCCCCUGCCAGAUAAUCUGGUUCCCCAGAACUCCCCUCUUUGUAUCUCCGGCUUCUUUUUUGUUUCUUUAAAGUGUUAAUUGGCUUGAAUUGCAUCUAUUGUAACUUAAUAUUCCUAUCCCUUAUUUCUAAAUUUCAAGCAUUGUAAAAAUUAUAUCCCUCCAGGGAGGCUUGAUUGCUUCAGCAUUCUCCUAGAAAUAAGGGAUUUUUCUGUGAAUUUUGGGUGUAUUUGUCUUAGGUCAAUGGCUUGAAAUAAUGCUCCAUAUUUUCUCUCUCUCUCAAUAAAACAUUGCAUCUUAAGUGAUGGUUUCCCCAGCCUCUCAUAUAGUGAUUAAAGGGGUUGUACUUUGACAUUUUCAAGAUCCCCACAAUUUUUCCUAUUAACAUUUUGAAUGUAUAGAAUGUAGAAAGAAUUUUCCAUAGAAGGUCUCUCUUCCUGCACAUCAGAGCAUCCAUCUUGUAGAGAAAGUUUAUUAAUGCCAUUAAUUUGGAUAGGCUUACACAUAAAGCUCCACAGUUACUUCAUGUCAGAAAAGCUUUACUGGAGGGAGACCUCAUGAGUGAGACUGAUCUUCGAGUUGGCCCUCUUAGCUUUUUUGACAUAAGAGGAUCCACACUAGGGAGAGCCUUUAGAAAUAUCAUGAACAUGGAAAGGCCUUCAUGCUAAUCAUCUCUUAUUCUCAUUGAGAAUUCCCUUUGGAUAGAAAUCUUAUUUCUGUCAUGAAUGAAGAAAGGCAUUGAAUUGGAGAGUUCAGAGCUUGUUCAGUAGGAGAAAAUGUCUUCUUCCCAGAUCAGUUCCAGAUGGAUAUCCUGUAGGAAGGCUUUUAGCCGGAGAUCAUAUCUCUUAUUUCAUAUCAGAAGAUUCAUAGUACACAAAAACCUCAUGAAUAUACUGAAGUUUUAUGUUUUCCUCAGGAGGAGAGUAAUGAUGAUUAUUAAGAGAAAUGUCAAUUAUAAUAAGUUGGAUGGUUCACCCCAUAUCUGUUAUUUUGGGUAUUUUAGCAGAAAAGGAAAGUGAUAAAAGUUGGAGGAGAUGUGGGAAAACUGGGAUACUAAUGAAAUAUUGGAGGACUGGUGAACUAUUUCAACCCUUUUUUAGGGAGUCGUUUGGAACUAUGUUAAAUGGGUAUUAAAUAAAAAACAAGAGGACAUGUAUAUAUUUAAAGAAGCACUUAAAGCUGCUCUUUUUGUGGUGAUGAAAGAAUUGAAAAGUAAGAGGGAGAUCAUCACUUGGGAAAUGACUGAGUAAAUGGUGGAAUGUGAUUGUGAUUGAAUAUUAUUGUUUUAUAAUGAAUGAGGACAAGGAGGAGCUCAGAAAACCUGGAAAGAUUUGAGAAAUGAUGCAGACUGAAUUUUGUGAUACCAUGAGAACAUUGCAUAUUGAAAUAAUUGGAGCAAAACAAUUGUGAAUUGAGUAUUCUUAACAAUACAUUGAUCACAAAGAAUUCCAAAGGACUCAUAAUAAAAUAUCAUCUCAUGGAGAAGAGUUGUAUCAUCA